Messenger RNA from Cinara cedri, 6993 nucleotides. Lineage: Eukaryota; Metazoa; Arthropoda; Insecta; Hemiptera; Aphididae. The record is from the annotation of a GenBank genome assembly.
CAAUAAUUCAGUUUAUCCAAUAUAGUGGGUUUAAUUAUGAAAACAAAAUUUUUAUAUAAAAUGUUUAUUUAUGAAAUAAAUUUUAUAACUAACUAGUCGUAUAUUAUAUUACUUCUAUAAUAUUGAAAUUUUAGUAUAUUGUUACAUCAGUACACAUUUUUUAUUUUAUUUUAUUUUAAGUAUUAGUUUUAUAUUAUUAAAUUAAUUUAUUUUCAAUAAUUGAUAUUUAAGAUAAUAUAUGAUAAUGAUGACUGAAUGAUAAGACACUAUCCUUUUUUCUCCAUAUAUAUUCUCUGGCCCAACAAUCCAAGUCAGAGCCUCUCCUCGCGCGGAGACGUACCUUGUUCUUUUUUCUGUCUGUGUUUUCUUCGCAUCAGAAAAUUACUGCAAUUCAGUUUGUGUUCUUCUUCAGCAUUGCUGCCUUUUAUAACAAUAUCAUUGCUUCCAUCCAGUAUAGGUAAGUAUAUCAUUAUACAAUUAUAUUUAUUUCCUAUCAUAAUAAUAAGUAAUAAAUGAAAUACCUAAGCAUCUUUUUUCAUUUAUUACACUAAUGUGAAAAUAAAAUAUUAGUAAUACACAUAACUGUGGUUUAUGGAAGUUACCUAGUCAACAAACAAAUCAAAAACAUAAGAACUCUGUUCGAGUUCAAGUGAAUAUUUUCAAAAUGAAACAUUAUCAUGUCCAGUUCACACAAAAUGAACACGUUCUUCCCCAUUAUUGUUAAAUACUGUAUAUAAAUAGUUCCUGUUAAAUGAAUUAGGUAUCCAUUAAAAUGUAUACAAUGUAUAGUUAUUUAGUUUUAUUAUUGUCAACAAACUAAAAUAAUAUAUAUUCCUAUUUGUGUGUGAAAACCAAAACCAAGUGCCAUCAAGUAAAAAUGGUCGAAACCGACUUAAGAGUAUAUCUUGGGUUUAACAAGCUUAAUAUUUUUGGAUGCAACAACUUAUGCAUACAUAUGUGUCGGCAGCAAAAUAAUUAAAAUAGGUAAACAUGUUCAACAGAUUUCAAAUUCUAGCUUUUUACCUACCAUCAUAAAUUACCAAUUAUAGCCUGUAGGUCUAUUUAAUAUUUAUUUAUAUUUACUGUUAAUUAAGUAGUUAAAUAAGUGAUUAUAAUAAAUAUUGUACUGGUGAUUAAUAAAUGAUAUUAUUAAAUUAUAAUAUUAAUAAAUAACUCACUUUUUUUUUCUAUAAAUUUCUACAAUGAAGAUAAACCAAGUCACAACUAAUAAGAAAAAAAAAAAAAAAACCUAGAUUAAUUAAUUUAUGAAAAUGUGUACAUGGUUACAACUGAAUACAAUAUGCCGAAUAUCGAAUGAGUAAGCGACAUUAAAUUUUAUACACACAUAAUUCCAUGUUAUGAAUGUAUUAUACAAUGUCUAUAAUCCUACUGAAUAUAAAAAUUCAUAUUUUCAUUGGUUAUUACAUAAUCAGAUACCAUGAUAAAGAAGCGUAAUCAAAGUCAAAGCCUUAAGAGUAUAGGUAAUGUAAGAUCAAAACAUUCGAAUCAAAACUGAAGUUUGAACUGGUCAAUGGACAAUGAGUGGAGGCUGCAGGCUCGGCUGACUGACUGACUGACUAAUCAACGGACGAGAUUUUUUUAAGGUUUCCGAAAGGUGUACACACGAAAAUCGUACGGUUACAAAUGUGUACAAAUGACGAAGGUGACCAUCGUUAACAGGUCUUGGGUCGAAUGCUCAAAUUUAAAUACAGGAUGCAACGUUUAUGGUGCGCAUGCGCAUUGCGCUAUCGGCGCGUAAUCACGGAUGUACUAUCCAUGUAUGUUAUCUAAUAUCUAUAUCCUUGGCGUAAUGUAAAUAUUAGAUAACACGUUGAUUAUCACUUAUAAAGUAUUUUAAGCGGCAAACUAACAUUUUUAAUAAAUAUGGUAUCGUAUUCAAAACGUGCAAACUCCUUACCCAAAAAUGUUUUAAGCUAUAUUUAUGAUGCUAUUUCUUCUCAACCAAUAAUAAAAGAUUCAAGGUAACAAAUACUAAAACACGACCAACGUGAGACGAAGUUAGAGAUCUAAAUGAUACAAUAUAUACAAUUGCAUACAACAUGUGUGUUUUUAAAAGAACAUAAUACUUUUAAAUAACAUUUAUUUCUUGUACGUUGUUUUUAAGUGAUAAUUUUAAAAAUGUUGGCCUACCAUUGAUUAAAUUUAUCAACUUAAAUUUGAUUAUUAUUUUAGAGACGUAUUUUAUGAUGCAAUUUGUACUAUUAUUAUCAUUGUUUAAAAAAAAAAAUUGCCCAUCAGGCACCUAAAUGUGCCGAGUUAAAUUUUGCAAUAUUCUAAAUAAAUGUUAAUAAAAGAUUUAAAAGAUUAAUAACCUGUUGUAAACUAGCAAAUUUUAAUUAUUCAAAUUAUUAUUGCAUUAUAAUUUGUAUUUUGUAGGUUCCGUUUUUAAGUUAGCUCUAAUCAGUUACUAGUUGGAAGGUAAACAGAAAAAAAAACAAUCUGUAUACUUUGCACUUUUAUUUUGUUUUUCCCCGACCGAAGUCGAAUAAAGUUUUUAGUAAACAUAAAAACGAAAACAAAAAAAAAAAAACACACACAUUAUACAAUCCAUAGAAAAAAAUAGUUUUAUAAAGGCACCAAUAAACAAUAAUAAUAAUAAUACUUCCAUUACUGUUAUAAAAGUAUAAAAUGCUAUCGCUAUUAUUAUAAUUAAUAACAUAAUCAAUAACAUUUAAACGACGGUCGUUUCGAGGCCGACGGCCGCCGCCGACGCGAAUAGAAAUCGUCCGAAGAGCAGGGUGACCCGCGGUAAUUCUCAACGGUUAUUUCGUAGGUGUGUGUGCGUGCCAAGGAUUUUCCGGUUGNUUCCGUUUUUAAGUUAGCUCUAAUCAGUUACUAGUUGGAAGGUAAACAGAAAAAAAAAACAAUCUGUAUACUUUGCACUAUUAUUUUGUUUUUCCCCGACCAACCAUUAAUUUUCCCACCAGAAGAGUUACCGAAGUUAUAAAUAAGUCGAAUAAAGUUUUUAGUAAACAUAAAAACGAAAACAAAAAAAAAAAAACACACACAUUAUACAAUCAAUAUAAAAAAAUAGUUUUAUAAAGGCACCAAUAAACAAUAAUAAUAAUAAUACAUCCAUUACUGUUAUAAAAGUAUAAAAUGCUAUCGCUAUUAUUAUAAUUAAUAACAUAAUCAAUAACAAUUAAUCGACGGUCGGUUCGAGGCCGACGACACCGAUGGCCCGGCCGCCGCCGACGCGAAUAGAAAUCGUCCGAAGAGCAGGGUGACCCGCGGUAAUUCUCAACGGUUAUUUCGUAGGUGUGUGCGCGUGCCAAGGAUUUUCCGGUUGACGUAUUCGACCUGGCAAGUGGCUACUCUGCUUCGGCGGUGGCCGGCGUCGAAAUUGGUCUGUCGCAGAACACCGGAAUAGUCGGGGGAAAAGCGUUCGAUUGUUGUCACGGAGAACCGCCGAGUUAUUAUUAAUUGCAACGGUCGACCCACGUGAGUAAUAUUUUUUCCGUCAAUAUUGUGGUUUCGUGCGCCGCACGUAAAUUCGGUUUGUUUUUUCGUGUUAGUUUUCCAACAUGUCGAACGAAGAAAAACUCGAUGACUUAUCGGACCUGGAUAGCGUAUUACGGAAAGUGUCGCAGGAGAUAUUGUCCAAACAGGCCGACGGAUAUUGUUUCUCAGUCGAUAAUGCCAAAACAGCGAAUGAAAAUGUAUGUUAUUCGCCGUACAAUGUUAACGAGGUGGCCGACUAUGUUAACUUCGAUAUGCUGGGAGAUGAAAGUGAAGACACAAAGCCGUUCAACCACCUCAUUGUUGACAACAAUUAUGAAGACAUUACAAAUGACGGAGGUGUUCUUAAAUUAGUGCGGGAUCCUGGUUAGUAACUACUUGCAUGAUUAGUUUUUAUCACAAUUCGUUGAAAUUCCUUCGAUUUCGGUUAAUCUAACAUUACUUAUAAUUCAUGUUGAAUUGACCAAUAUUUUUAAAUAUAAAAACCGAUUAAAACGUUUACCCGGGGGGUAUUAUGCGGGUGUUGUCACGUUUGGAUUUAAUAAUAUUCUGUAAAUGCUGAAGGGUGGAUUGAAAAAUUAAAUUGUUAUUAACUUAUUAAUUAAGGUGGGCCUUUAAUCUUACAAUAUAAAUAAUAUACUGUAAUAUUCUACUUGUUUCAAACAAGCACCUACACAAACAGAGGUCCGGUUCGGAAAAAAACAAAUGCCAUGUGCGUUCAUUUUUUCAGAGCCUCAAUUGACCUUUUAUUUUAUUUUCAUUUUCUAAUACUAAGCGUAGAUUAAUCUUAACAGUACACAUUUUUUUUAGUUCUUUAAUUUUAAUUUGUGUUUUCCUAAAUAAUCAUGUGAAAUUAAUAUCUAGCUAUGAUAACAACUAGAUGUGGAGCCUCUUAAAGAGUGGGGCUCUGUGCGUGUGCACAUUUUGCACCUCCUUCAAGCCAUCCCUAUACACAAAUCAGACCUUUAAAAUAUAAUUUAUAUAUAAUUUAUUAAUAUAUAAUAUUAUUAAGUUGUGUAUAGUUAGAAUUAUAAUAAUAAAUAACUGUAAAUGUAAAUAAAAAACUUCGAGUCAAAACAAAAAAUUAUUUUUAACAAAAUGGAUGAUAAAAUAUACCCUAAAACAUGAUUAACAAAAUAAAUAUGCUACUGGGUGUAUUUAAUAUUUAUACCUAUAUCACUAUUUAUUAUUUCUUUAGAUUAAAAACAUUUCUGAGUUAAAUCAAAUUUUAAAAAAAAGAUCUUAAAUGGUAUACUACCAAUAAUAGUAAUAAUAAUACUAUAUAUGGUUAAAAGGUAUUUUCUAUAUUACUAUGGAUUAAUUUAAAUUGCUUAUUAUUAUUUUUUUCUUAGGUUAAUAAUUCUGUUGUCAUGAAAAAAUCUCUAUAACUCUAACUUCAGUUAGUUUGGAGAUGUUAGUAUCAAAUUAAAGCGCAUGGUAUACAUUUAGUUUACGACCUGAGCUCAUAUUUAUUUUUUUUUUUUUUCAAAAUUUGUUUUUGAAUGUAUAUUACGAAUUGGAAAAGAAAAAAAAUAGAACAAACUUCGUUUGGAAGUUAUGGAGGAAACCUUCAUGAAGUUUGGGUUUUUUGUUUCGUGUAUUUCUCAGUUAGAAUUAAACAUUUUCAAAUUUUUUUCCACCAAAAUAUGUGUUGAUGAUUAAUCCAUUGGUGAAAUCAAAACUUACCUAUUAUACUUUUUUUUUAUAAUUAUUGUACAUAAACUUAACCACCUAUAAUGCUUUUUCACUUUACCCUGUUACCAAUCCGACGUGGUUUUUUACAACAAAUUAAGGGUUAUUUUCGAUUAAAAUUGCCCGAGUGAGCGUAGUGAAACACUACGUGUUGUAACUCUAAUUCUAAACCAGAUAGAGUAAUUCUGAUUUCAAUAAAAAAAAACUUAUCAAAAUAUCAAUAACUACAAAUAAUAAUAAAAAAAAAUUUCUGUUUUUACCACAUUAUGGAUUAAUUCCAAAAAUGCUAUUUUUCAAGGUUUAUGUACAAUAACUAUAAAAGUAAGUAUGAAAGGUAAGUUUUGAUUUAUACCAAUGGAUUAAGCAUUAAAAAACACACAUUUUGGAAAAAAUAAACUUAAAAAAUGGUUUAAUUAUAACUAAGAAAUAUGAGAAAUAGAAAACACAAACUUAAUGAAGUUUUACCCCAUAACUUCCAAACAACGUUUGACUUUUUUUUUAGUUUACUGAUGUACAUAAAAAAGUCAAAUUUUGUUAAAAUUUGAAAACCCAGCUUGGGUCAUUCCCAGUUUAUUUUAGCAGCAAUUUUAUACAACAUCCGUUAUUUAAAAAAUAGUAAAUCUGUAUUAAAAACUAAAAUCAUGUUUUUCUGAAAAUGACUUUUUGGAGUUAUUGUUGGUUUUUUAUUGACUUAAGAAUUAUUAUGUCUAAAUUAAAUAACAGUCUGCUUUUAUUUUACAAUUUUUACAGUGCGUUAAUUAAUAUUUUAUUCUUAUUUCAGGGGUUGGUGAAGUUGUACCUGAAAACAGUAUUGUUUUAUUACAUUAUACUGGAUACAUAUCAAACCUUCAUGAACCUUUUGAUGUAACUUAUCUCCAAGGUAAACGUCCUAAGCACUUUCAAUUGGGAUUUGGUGAUCUAUUAUCAGGUUUAGAGAUUGGUGUACUAACUAUGAAACAUGGUGAAAACGCAAGAUUUAUUAUAAGCCCAAAGUAUGGUUUUGGAAAAAUGGGAUGUCCACCUCGUAUACCACCAAAUUCUACUGUUUUAUUUGAUGUUCAUCUUGUUAGUUAUUUCCCUCCAGGGGUCAGGAUUCCUCGACAUUUUAAGGAAGCUUUUAAUUUAGAUAAAUGUCUUGAAGCAGUUAGAGAACUACACUUUGAGGGCAACCAAUGCUAUAAGAGAAAUAAGAUUGAAAAUGCUAUUUUUAAGUAUGAAAAAGCAAAAGAAUUGUUGCAUUUAAUUGGAAACAGCAAAGAGGAGGAAGAAAUAGAAAUAUUUAAAUAUUUUGAUAAAUUGUAUUCAAAUUUAAGUAUCUGUUAUUUAAAGCUAUAUGCUUUUAAGAAAGUAUGUCGUAUGGGCGUAGAAGGGAUGAUGUAUUCAGAGAGAUUUUCUAAAAACAAUGUAAAAUUAUGGUUUAAUUGGGGUAAAGCUCUGCGAUUUUUGAAAGAUUUUACAGAAGGAAAAAGGAAGCUCCUAAAGGCAUUACAACUUGAACCUUACAAUUUGACAACACAAUAUGAAUUAGAACGCUUGGAAAGAGAUAGAGAAUUACAUCUGCGUGUUGAUUCAUUUGUUAAAUUCAAGAAUGCCACAGAUGAAGAUAAUAAACGUUUACCACCAGAAUUUUGGUCAGUAUUCGAUAUAAUGAUAACUGAGUUUGUUGAUAGUUCUGAUGAUUUAAUAACUGUUAAAUUAAAUGAUAACUCUGAUGACAUAGAGUUAGCAGAGCAUAAGGCAAAUUUACGUAAUUUAAAAGUUCAACGCCUUCAAAAUGAUACUGUUAAUAUUAAUUAUUUUGUAAUAAAAAAGGAAUUGUAA